AAUUUAAUCAGUGGUUUUUAUUAACUGAAAAUUUUAAAUCAGAAAAAUAAAAAAUAUUUUUCAAAAUUUUUAAUAUUUUAAUCUCUCUCUCCAAUCAUUAUUUAUUUGUCUGUGAAAAAACACUCAAGUUUUAUUUAUUUAUUUUAGCUUAAAGCCAAAGAGUGGAAGUUCUUUCAUGUUUCAUUGAUAUGAAGUCAAGAGAUCGUAUACCUCUGGUUACUGAACGGAAAAGUUGUAGCUCAUGUCUAUGUAGCCUUAUUCCAGCUACUGCUCUGCUUUGUAUAGUUUACUUCCUUGGGAGUUCAUAUGUCGCACCAGCAAAUAAAGAGAAAUUGUCUAUGUGGGGAGUGACUGACUUUUUGCAAAGCUCAAACAAGUGCAAGAGCCAAUGCAAGCCCCUUGGAAGUGAGCCAUUACCUGAAGGCAUCAUCACAAAUACAUCUAACUUGCAAAUGAGACCUUUAUGGGGCUUCCCAAAGAAGGAGAAGGUCUCCACUAGCUUAUUUGCAGUUGCUGUUGGAAUAAAGCAAAAAGAUAUCGUCCAUAAAAUGGUCAAAAAGUUUCUAUCUAGUGGUUUUGUUGUAAUGCUUUUCCACUAUGAUGGUAUUGUUGAUGAAUGGAAGGAUUUUGCAUGGAGUGAUCAAGUCAUACAUGUUUCUGCACGCAAUCAAACUAAAUGGUGGUUUGCAAAGCGUUUCUUACACCCUGGUAUUGUUUGGGAAUAUAGCUACAUUUUCCUUUGGGAUGAGGACCUUGGAGUUGAAGAUUUUCACCCGAAAAAAUAUGUGUCAAUUGUUGAGCGCGAAGGGUUAGAAAUAUCACAGCCUGCUCUUGAUACUGCCAAAUCAGAGGUACACCAUCAAAUUACUGCACGUGGAAGGAAAUCAAUAGUGCACAGGAGAACUUUUAAACAUGGUGUUAACAGGACAAGUUGUGAUGGCCAUAGUAAGGCACCUCCAUGCACAGGAAGAGAAUGUUACAGAUGGAUAGAAAUGAUGGCCCCUGUUUUCUCAAGAGCUGCCUGGCGUUGUGUAUGGUACAUGAUUCAGAAUGACUUGAUUCAUGCAUGGGGCUUAGAUAUGCAACUUGGCUAUUGUGCACAGGGUGAUCGAACUAAAAAUAUUGGGGUUGUUGAUGCUGAGUACAUAGUCCACUAUAAUCGCCCUACACUAGGGAGCACAGUUGAAAAGAAUCACUCUACUCUUCAAGGUGGAAACAAGACAUAUUCUCAUCGACGUGGAAAAGAUCCUAGAGUAGAAGUAAGGAGACAGUCAUAUAUCGAGUUGGAUAUCUUCAGAAAACGAUGGGAAAAAGCUGUCAAGAACGAUAAAUGCUGGGCCGAUCCAUAUCAAUAGCAAAUAAAUGAGUGCAUCACCGUGUGAUUCAUCGGCUACAGCUAAAGCCAUGUAAAAUAUAUACAUCAUUGUGCAUUUAAAGAUGUUGCAAAACAGAAGAGACUGAGCUGGUGCUAUGAUCGGUUCUCUCCACUGGCCAUGAGAACCUGAUUUGAUUGGAUAGCAUUUUUCCUCCUAUGGUUGCCAAGUUCAGUUCAUUUGUUUAUAUUCGAUACAGGUCCAGAAUUGUAGUCGCUCCAUUUUUUAGUCGCAAUAAAGAGAUUAUGUAUAUAGAAACUGUUCAGAAAUAAGGUGCCUUUGUUUUGUUUACUGAUUUCAUGUUAUAACGGUUACCAUGUAUCAAUUUAGGAUAUGUUGGUGUAUUUAUAAAAUUGUCUUUUCAUAA
Gossypium raimondii (Peruvian cotton) is the source of this 1740-nucleotide messenger RNA. RefSeq lists its product as uncharacterized. The record is from RefSeq and is a predicted model, not a curated record. The transcript has 14 exons. NCBI's taxonomy places the organism in Eukaryota, Viridiplantae, Streptophyta, Magnoliopsida, Malvales, Malvaceae. Bases 189 to 1355 code for a protein of 388 amino acids.